AUGCCGCUGGCUGAACCUGUCCAGUGGCAAAAUUAUGCUGUGGCAAUACCAUCUCAGCUCUACUACCCCUUGUCAGAGACGGUCCCUUCUCCUGUUGGAAACCUCGAUGAAGUGGCUUUUAUUGUUAUCACAGUCCUGGAAGCCAAAUCAGAGUUUCAGAAGAAACAGAAAGUCCUAAUCAAGCACGCAGACAAGAAGACUUUUAUCCAGACAGACAAACCCGUGUACAAACCUGGACAGAUUGUCAAGCUGCGAAUUGUAACCCUGGAUCAGAACUUUAUUGCCAGCAAUGAAACAGACCCUAGAGGGAACCGAAUUGCACAGUGGCUGAAUGUCACACCUGUGGGAGGCAUUGUGGACCUGUCCUUCCCUCUGGCUGCAGAAGCACGGGUGGGAGAGUACAGCAUCAAAACGCCCGACCGCACGCAUACCUUCAGGGUAGAGGAGUAUGUGCUGCCCAAGUUCAGUGUCUCCAUCCAGAUGCCUCAGGUGGUCACCAUCUUGGAGGAGAACUUCCGUCUCCACAUCUGUGGCAUGUACACAUAUGGGAAACCAGUCCAAGGUAGUGUGAAGGCUGUGGUGUGCCGUAAACAUAUCCGCCAUAAUCGGAAGUCUUCCAAAGCCAAGCGCAGUAUUUGUAAGGAUUACACUGGUGAGACAAAUGAGGAUGGCUGCUUUGCCACUGAUGUGAAUAUUAAGAUCUACCAUCAGAAGCGUGGUGACAAUUAUGAUUUCAACCUGGAAGCUGUGGCUUUUCUGAAAGAAGGUGGAACAGGGGUGGAGUUCAACACCACUGAAAACUGCAAGGUCACUUUUGAUAUCACAACCCUCCAAUUCUGGGGAACAAGCUACUACUACCAGCAAGGAGCUCCUUACUAUGGAAAUCUGGAACUCAAAAGUGCCAAUGGGACACACCUGAAGAACAAGGAGGUGACUUUAACAGUGUCCUAUGAUAGCACAAAGCAGACCAAGACCUACUUCACAGAUGACGCUGGGAUGGUCUCUUUCACCUUAGACACGUCAGCGUGGGACAACAGCAGUAAAGUUCUACUACAGGCAAAGACCCAGCCAGAGGACUUAAGCAGUCGAAAUGUGAGGGUGUCUUAUGGCACUGCAUCCCUCAUACUGAGGGCCUUCUACUCGUCCAGCCGCAGCUCUGUGAGGAUCCAGCCAGUGCAGGAUAUGCUGCCCUGCGGGGACGUGCAGCACGUUGCUGUGCACUAUCUCAUCCGAGGCACAGAGCUGGGGCACGGGACUGCCAGAGCAGACUUCUACCACCUGACUUCCUUGCCUCUUCCUACACUUUUUCUGUUUCUCCUUCUUCCUUCAGAUCAGUAUAGCGGAGCUUUCAAUGUCACUCUGCCCAUCGACCUCAUUUCACCCAUGGCUACCCUCUUUGUUUACACUGCCUUCCCUGAGGGACAAGUGGCAGCUGACACCUUCAGUCUGAAAGUCUCAAAGUGCUUCAGAAACCACGUGAAGCUUGGCUUCUCAGACACGAUGGCUCUCCCAGGAUCGGCUGUCCAUCUCCAUUUGCAGGCUGCACCAGGCUCCCUAUGUAGCAUCCGUGCUGUAGACCAGAGCGUCCUUCUCCUGAGGCCAGAGGCUGAGCUAUCCAGGGACAGUGUGUACAAUAUGUUCAGCUAUGCUCAGGAGCACCCCAGCACCCUCACAGACUCUUACAGUGACUACUGUACUAUCCACAACAGCCCAGGAAUCAUCGGUUCCCCUCAGACCACCCUUCAACCAGGAACAACGUCACCAUUCAUGUACAACAGAUACUCUUAUGCAGUGUCCCAGCCAGAUGUUUAUGAACUUUUGAAGAACUCAGGUCUAACAUUUUUAACCAGCCUUAAAAUCAAGUCUCCAAUUGAGUGCCGCACCCAGACCACUUCCUACUACGACUACAUGUCUUAUGGCGAGCUGGCAGACUUGGACAACUUGGACCCAGAAACAGAUGCUGCCUUUGAACGUGCUGAGUCAGAGCAAGUGGAGCUGGGUAGCGAGGCAGGGCCAGUACGUACCUGGUUUCCAGAGACAUUCAUCUGGACUGUGGUUCCCAUCAAUGAUUCAGGGGCUGCUGAGCUAGCUGUCACAGUACCCGACAGCAUCACAGACUGGAGAGCCAUGACCUUCUGCACCUCAGAGAGCCAUGGGCUGGGCAUCUCAGAGACCACCAGCCUGCGGAGCUUCAAGCCCUUCUUCGUGGAACCCACCUUGCCCUACUCCGUCUUCCGGGGAGAGUCAUUUCCCCUGAAAGUCAAAGUCUUCAGCUAUCUGAAGCAGUGCAUGGCGCUCCAGCUUAGCCUAAUGGACUCCAGGGAUUUUGAAUUUGUGCAUGCAAAUGUCAGGUUCGCUGUUUGUCUGUGUCCUGACUCAGCAAAAACAUUUUUCUGGGAUGUGAAGGCUACAAAAUUAGGGAAGGUGAAUUUCACUGUCGCUGCUGAGGUGAUGGAGCAGGAAGAUGUUUGCACUGAGAGUACAGCUGUUGUGCCAGAGUCUGGAGGGAAGGACACAGUGGUUAAACACCUGCUGGUGAAGGCAGAGGGGCUGCUGGAGGAAAAGACUCACACCUCACUUCUGUGCCCUAAAGGUAAGGUAGCUUCAGAGACGAUCACUUUCACUGUGCCAGAGAACACGGUCCUUGGGUCAGAGAGAGCCCACAUCUCUUUCUUAGGUGACAUUCUGGGGACAGCGCUGGACAACAUAGAUGAGCUCCUCCAGAUGUCCAGUGGCUGCGGUGAGCAGAACAUGGUUCAUUUUGCCCCCAACGUCUUUAUCACACGAUACCUUGAAGAAACAGGACAACUGACUCCAGAUAUCAAACAGAAGGCAAUUGGCUAUCUAGAAAGCGGAUAUCAGCGACAGCUCCUGUACAAGCACGCAGACGGCUCAUACAGUGCCUUUGGGGAAGGAAGUGAGCCAGGGAACACAUGGCUUACUGCCCUUGUCCUGAAGACCUUCAGCCAAGCCCGGGACUUCAUCCACAUAGAUGAGCAGAAUAUAAAGGAUGCUGCCAGUGCCCUGAUUAAAAGUCAGACUCCAUCAGGCUGCUUCAAGAGUGUGGGGAAGCUCUUCAACAAUGGUCUGAUGGACCCAGUCGUGUGGAAAGCUCUGAACUGCAUAAAGGACCUGGUCAAUGCUGAUAUUGGCAGUUCCAACCUCUACAGCCUGGCACUAGCUGCAAACGCUUUUGCAGUAGCAGGGGAUAAGGCCUUCAGGCAGAAAAUCCUCAAAAGGUUGGAUAAGGCCGCCAUAAUAUCAGAUGACCAAAUAUACUGGAGUCAACAGUCCAAACAGGAAGAAGACUCCCUAUAUUGGUAUCGGGCUCCAUCUGUUGAUGUGGAAUUGACAUCUAGUAUCCUCAUGGCUCACCUUUCAAAGUCAAGUUUGUCUUCAGAUGAAAUCAGAAAGGCAUCCCAGAUUGUGUCUUGGCUCACCAAGCAGCAAAACCCUUAUGGAGGCUUUGCUUCAACCCAGGACACAGUGGUUGCUCUGGAAGCCCUAGCCCUGUAUGCAACCAAGACCUUCAGCAAGGAUGGCCCUGAUCUUCAUGCUUCUCUCUCCUCUGAGAGUUUCAACCAAAACAUCCGAGUAGACAAUACCAACCGCCUCCUGCUGCAGACAGUGGAGCUACCAGCCAUUCCCCAAGAUUACACUGUGCGUGUGCAGGGCCGUGGGUGCCUCUUCCUGCAGGCCAUUCUGCGGUACCACAUCCCUCCACCGAGGAGCGACAUCACCUUUGCCAUAUCUGUGCAGACAGAAUGCACCGCACCCAACGCCACCCAGUUCCCUGUCACCAUUCAUGCUCGCUACACAGGGAACCGUGUGUCCACCAACAUGGUCCUGAUCCAAGUGGAGCUGCUGUCUGGAUACAGCCCUGUGGCAGGUUCACUGGAAGAGCUAAAGAAAAGGCCUUUGGUGAAGAAAGUUGAAAGCGAAGCUGACAGAAUCGUUGUCUACCUGGAGGAACUGACUAGACAGCCUCACACCUACACUUUGCUGGUGCAGCAGGACAUGCAAGUGAAGGAUCGCAAGCCAGCUAAUGUCAAGGUCUAUGAUUACUACAUGCCAGAAGAAACUACAGUGAUCAGCUACGGUGCCCCGUGUGAGUGA
Messenger RNA from Opisthocomus hoazin, 4116 nucleotides. The record is from RefSeq and is a predicted model, not a curated record. Lineage: Eukaryota; Metazoa; Chordata; Aves; Opisthocomiformes; Opisthocomidae.